CGAGCAAAGGCUCUGAAUAUCCCAAGACGGAACUUGUUUCGUAUCUCUUUUUUAGUUGCUUUGCAUUUUCUCUCUCUACAACUACCAACUGCUACUGUCUCUCUCUCUCUAUUUCUCAAAGAAAACUGUAUUUAAUGGCCGCCAAUUUGCAGUGCCGUGGAAUUGCCAAGCAAUUUCUCAGCAUCGUCAGCUCCAGCACUCGCAAAGCUGCUCCCUCUCCUUCCCUCAUCUCUCAUAGGAGGGCUGUGCAUAUGUCUAUGUAUGACAAGAACCCAGAAGAACAUGUUCAUUAUCCAUCAAUUGUCCCGGACGAAGUAAUCCAAAACCAAUCUGCCAAGUACUGGACUCCUCACCCACAAACUGGGGUGUUUGGGCCACCCACCAAUCACACUCUUACUGCUGCUGACUUCCACACCGUGGCUUCAAGCGCUGGUCACUCAGUCUUGGAGAUGAAAGCCUUCUUCCGUCCCCUCGAGGAUUUGGAGAAACCACCCCAUUCUGCCUUCUAG
Messenger RNA from Ipomoea nil (Japanese morning glory), 509 nucleotides. RefSeq lists its product as uncharacterized. Bases 135 to 509 code for a protein of 124 amino acids. The transcript is spliced from 2 exons. The record is from RefSeq and is a predicted model, not a curated record. Lineage: Eukaryota; Viridiplantae; Streptophyta; Magnoliopsida; Solanales; Convolvulaceae.